This is a messenger RNA of Raphanus sativus (radish), 744 nucleotides long. RefSeq lists its product as uncharacterized. The coding region runs from base 1 to 744 and encodes 247 amino acids. The record is from RefSeq and is a predicted model, not a curated record. Lineage: Eukaryota; Viridiplantae; Streptophyta; Magnoliopsida; Brassicales; Brassicaceae. The transcript has a single exon.
AUGACACAAGGGAGACUAGACGGAUGGUACUUUCGAAAAUGGUCUCAAGCCGGGAAAGAAGUGUUUCUCAAAUCCAAGGCGGCCUCACUACCUGUCUUUGCAAUGUCAUGUUUUCGCCUUCCUAAAACUGUCAUCUCCAAGCUAUCAAGCAUAAUGUCAAAUUUCUGGUGGAGCUCGGAUGAAGGAGCGAAGAAGAUUCAUUGGAUUGCUUGGGAGUGGAUGUGCCUACUAAAAUCUUUUGGUGGAAUGGGUUUCAAGGAUUUAGAGAGUUUCAAUCAAGCCCUUCUAGCGAAACAAGGAUGGAGACUAGUCAAUCAACCGGAGUCCUUGUUGGCCAGAUUCCUGAAGAGUAGAUAUUUUCCUCAUGAAAAUUUUCUAUCAGCUAUUAUGGGAACUAGACCUUCUUUUGCUUGGAGGAGCCUUUUGUAUGGUAGAGAAUUGCUAUCUCAACGCUUAAAACAGGAGAUUGGCAAUGGGAAGGACACAAAAGUGUGGUUAGAUAAAUGGAUAGAUGACCCUCAGGAGGGUUUAAGACCUCCCUGGAGAAAGAAUCAUAGUUUUGAUGUCAAUCUGAUGGUCUCAUCGCUCAUUAACCCUGAUUUGAGAAGAUGGAAUCUAUCAACGUUACAAGAGAUCUUCGUUCCAGGAGAUAUUGAACUCAUUUUGAAAAGGCAACCGGUAGUGGGAAGGGAGGAUUUUCAGUCAUGGAAAUUUCAUAAGAAGGGGACGCUGACGGAAAAAUAA